UCCGGGGAUCCACGCAAAGAAGCGCAAAAACAACUGAGACGCUCUUUUCCACAGGCAUCCGUCGCUGCACUAUGACUGCUGCGACACCGCAAAGCACACCUUCCCGCCUCUCUAUCCACCAGGACACACCCGUGCUGCUGCCGGGCCACGGCGAUUGACGAGCCUGCAUGCCUCGACGGCAAUAGCGCCCGUGAAGAAAACAACUGAAACAUGGCUCCCCCGACGUCACCCUCGUCGCACUCGCGCACGUCGUCCAACGCCAGCGCGAGGUACAACCCCCACGCGCCCACCACACCCAGCCAGCUACGAAACUCCCAUGUGCCCUCGGAGCGCUCUUCGUCGCCAGAAGAGACCAUGCACGCCGCACCCGACCACGACGACGGGCCCGCCCACGCUCCCAGUAGCGCUGCGCACCAUGACCUCGAGUUCAGCACCGACGGCAUCCACAUGAGUACAGACCGCGCAUCAGUGCACUCGGCAGACGACAACGCCGAAGGACCACGCGGCGGCAUAAUAGACGUCGACCUCGAGCCCACGGUGCGAACACGGCUGCUGAACCACAAGAACUGGGACUCCGCGUCGGGCUGCGGCGAGGAGAACUGCAACCAUGGCGCCAUGUCCCCGCGGCCAGCUUCGAGCAAGAGCUACGGAAGCUUCAACACCGACGGCGGCUUUGGUGGACGCUAUCCUGGCGCAAUAGACCCUCGAACAGGGGAAGCAGCAGAUGCGACGCACGCCCUCUUGGGCGAUGCAUUUGCUGACGGCGUGCUGGGUGGCCGCGCCGGCAAGAGCACGACACAGUACCUGGCCGAACGGCACGGUGUCAAGCACAAGAAACUGAUGUACAUUGCAUACUAUAUACCUAUCGUGAACUGGGUACAACAGUACGAGCUGCGCUACCUCAAGGGCGACUUCAUCGCAGCUUUGACCAUGGCUUCGUUCUAUAUACCCAUGGCGCUCUCGUACGCGUCCAACCUCGCUCACGUUCCUCCGGUCCAUGGUCUAUAUAGCUUCGCCAUAAAUCCUUUGAUAUAUGGAAUCUUGGGUACAUGCCCCCAGAUGGUGGUUGGACCAGAAGCACCGGGUUCGCUGUUGACAGGCGAGGUGGUGCGGGACGUCAUCAGGCAUGGCUCAGGCGACCAAGAUGGAAGGAAGAAUGCAGAGAUUGCAGGCAUUGUUACUUCGCUAGCUGGCGCCUUCAUCUUGACCGCGGGCAUAUUCCGACUUGGCUUCCUCGACAAUAUUCUCAGCAGGCCCUUUCUGAGAGGCUUCAUCAGUGCCAUCGGUAUCGUCAUUUUCAUAGACCAGCUGAUCCCGGAGAUGGGAUUGGCCAAGCUUGCCGCUGAUGAAGUUUCGCAUGGAAGUACCGUGGACAAGCUCGUGUUUCUGGUGAGGAAUCUAGGGAGCGCCCACGGGCUCACAGCCGCACUUUCCUUCACUGCGUUCGGCAUCAUCAUGUUCUUCAGAGAGCUCAAGAAGCGCCUCCAAUCACGUUACCCAAGCGUGGCCUAUAUCCCAGAUCGUUUCGUCGUGGUCGUCCUAUCAGCCAUCAUCGUUUGGAAGUUCCGCCUGGACCUCAAGGGCGUCGCCAUCCUCGGAGACGUCAAAUCCAGCGGAAGCGUUUUCGCCGUGCACUUCCCGUUCGAGGCUUCUCACCUGAAGUAUGCUGGGGACGCCAUCAAUACCUCGCUCAUCAUCGCUCUCCUAGGCUUCUUCGAGUCUUCAGUAGCAGCCAAAUCGCUGGGCAGCGGCGACCGUAACAAAGAUGGCGUAUCCAUGCCGCUUUCCGCAAAUCGCGAGCUCAUCGCUCUUGGUACCGCAAACAUUACAGGCGGCCUCUUCAUGGCGCUGCCAGCCUUUGGUGGUUAUGGACGAUCAAAGGUGAACGCCUCUACGGGCGGACUUACACCCAUGAGCUCCAUCUUCCUUUCCAUCAUCACCAUCCUUGCUACGUUCUUCCUCCUUCCAACGUUUUACUACCUGCCCAAGGGCGUGCUCUGCGCCAUGGUCUCAGUAGUCGCCUACUCCCUUGUGGAAGAAGCUCCACACGACAUCAAGUUCUUCGUCCGUGUCCGCGGAUACUCGGAGCUCAUCCUGAUGUUCCUCAUCUUCGUCGUCACCAUCUUCUGGGACCUCAAGCGCGGCAUCGGCGUCGGCAUCGGACUCUCGAUCCUCCGCCUCGUCCGCCACUCGACCCGCCCACGCAUCCAGAUCCUUGGCCGCGUGCCAGGCACCACGGACAAGUUCGCCAACGCGGAAAUGGACCCCGACAGCCUCGAGUUCAUCGAAGGGUGCCUCAUUGUCAAGAUCCCCGAGCCGCUCACCUUCUUCAACACAGGCAACCUCAAGACGCGCCUCAAGCGUCUCGAAGACCACGGCACGGCGUCGGCGCAUCCCGCGCUGCCACGGGUACGCCGCGAGGAACACAACAAGAACAUCAUCUUCGACGUGCACGGCGUCACGUCGCUCGACGCGGCGGCGGCGCAGAUACUGGUCGAGAUUGUAGAGUCGUAUCGUAAACGCGACGUUAGUGUGUUCUUCUGCAGGGUCCCUCACGAGCGGUCGCUGGUGGGGCUGCUUUUCGAGAAGACGGGCAUCGUCGAGUUGUGCGGUGGGCGGAGGCAUUUUGUCAGUAGCGUUGAACAGGCGUUGCGGAUGACGGAGCUGGAGCGGAUGAGUGAGGAGUUUGGGAGUGAGGCGGGCAGCUCGAGGGCGGGUGCCGGUACGGGUGCGGAGAGAAGGGCGACGGUGUGGUAGGGGCAAUGUGUGUGCGCAUCAAUGGGCAUUCAGACGGCGUUUGAGCGUGGCAUGGCAUGCAGCGAGGAUAUGCGUUCUUCUUGGUUAAGAUUGAUGUUCACCCAUGUGCAUUUGAAAUCGGAAAGACGUAAGAGAGUCGACUUG
This is a messenger RNA of Paraphaeosphaeria sporulosa, 2901 nucleotides long. RefSeq lists its product as uncharacterized. Bases 211 to 2757 code for a protein of 848 amino acids. Gene Ontology annotation, cellular component: membrane. NCBI's taxonomy places the organism in Eukaryota, Fungi, Ascomycota, Dothideomycetes, Pleosporales, Didymosphaeriaceae. The transcript is spliced from 3 exons. Gene Ontology annotation, molecular function: sulfate transmembrane transporter activity. The record is from RefSeq and is a predicted model, not a curated record. Gene Ontology annotation, biological process: transmembrane transport.